This is a messenger RNA of Paraglomus occultum, 10320 nucleotides long. NCBI's taxonomy places the organism in Eukaryota, Fungi, Glomeromycota, Glomeromycetes, Paraglomerales, Paraglomeraceae. The record is from the annotation of a GenBank genome assembly.
AUGGUCAUAUACUGGGUUUUCCUGACUGGAUGUGCAGCCGUAAUAUUAGCGGUGUUAUUCUUCCUCUUUUACUCUAAUCGUGUGCUUGGCCGUUUAUUAUCGCGCUUGAUUCGAGCAAUUACCUGGCGCAAAUAUCGUGCCUACAUCGAAAUUGAAUCAAUACAGUUUGCCCCUCUUGCUGGUCGCAUUCUAUUCAAAAAUUUGAAGUAUUUUUCAAGAAACCAAUCAAUUACAGUUUUAAAAGGAUCUGUAACAUGGAGAUAUUGGCUAUGGAGCGUGCGCGAAGAUCGAAGUCAAGGCAACGCCAAAAAUGAUGAUGGUGGCGAUAACGACAAAAAUUUACCUUGUAGAGUUAUAUGUAAUUUGAACGGAGUGGAGUGGUUUGUAUAUAAUAGAAAACCUGCUUAUGAUGUACUGAGCAAAUUUCUCGACGAAAAUAGUAACACUGUUUCAGAUCAGCGAGACGACGUUGCAGUGAACUUGGAGGAAGACACUCCAGAUGAUUCGCAAAUAUCCUUCUUCCGAAGAUUAUUGCCCAUUCAAAUUGAUUGUGAACGAGGUGCCGUCAUUGUCGGUAAUCCUUACGUCCCAUCAGUUCUGAUUACGGAAUUCGCGCAAGCUAGCGGAAUUUAUGCUGCAUUAAAGACACGAUCGCAAUUCGAUCAUUAUAAGGCAGCUUUAUGUAUUACAUUCCGCAAUCCUCGGAUACAUCUUAGGCCAAAUGAGGACUAUAAGGAAUCUCCUUUGACCCAAGCUUCUAGAAGAACUACAGAAUCUGCGCACGAACAGCCCGAACGCUCUGGCAGAUUUUCAUCUUACUUCAAUCGAUUAAGCGCGUGUAUGCCAUUCUUUCAGAACACUUCCUCAAUGAAUACGGCAGAAUGGUAUGGUCUUCCUAGAUAUCUUAAUGAUGACUUACCAGGUGUUCCUGGAGACGGAAUAGCUGACGAAUAUGCGAAAGUGACGACAAUACUCGAAUGUGUAUCCUUAAAUCUAAAUUACUAUGUUGAUGUUGCUGGUAAGGUUCCGUCUCUUUCGCUACCUGAUGAGUCGAACGGUAUCGACAUUGGCAACGGUGACUUGGCACCCGAAUGGACAGUUGAACUUGAAGUUGAAGGUGGUGUUAUCAAUUACGGACCUUGGGCAGAUCGUCAGCGAGUACAACUUCAAAAUUUUUUCUUUCCACCACUUUAUCGUAAUUCUGAAAAGACAAAAAUGCUUUUCCCUGGGGAUGAUAGACUGCACACUGCGCUGAAGAUUUUUAUCAUAUUUAAAACCGAAACCGUAAUCCGCAUUCCUACAAGAGAAGCAUCCAAGGACUGGAAUUUUGAAGAAAGUGCACCAGAUGAACCUUCAACACAUGCUGCCAGAUCUUACGGUUGGAUGGACCUACGAGUUGGCUUAGAAUCAAGAGUCAACGUUAUUGUACCUAUGGUAACAGAUGAUAAUGGUUAUUCUGUUCAGUUGGAUAUCCGCUUGGACAAACCAGAACUGCAAACAAGCAUUAAUUUUGCGAAUUUGUUGAUUGCAGAACGCUGUACGAUAGCUUGUGAGCUGCAAAACCCGUUGGUUUGGAAUGCGUCUCGUAAAUGGGAUUUUAGGAUCGAAUUCCGCAAGGCAGACAUAUUCUUGCUUCGCGACCACAUAAUACUGUUCCAAGAUUUAGUAAAAGAUUGGACAUCUGGACCUCUUGUACAACUGCGAUAUUUUAUACCAAUUAAUUACGAUAUUCAGUUGAAUUUCAAACAAGGCUUUCAACUAUUUCUCUACGUUAAUGAGCAUAAUAUAAUUGAAAAUACAAAUCCGAUGGAUGCCGAUGACAAUACUUUUGUUAUCAAGGGCCGUGAAUUAUAUGCAAAGAUUGACUUGCCGUUCGUUCAGUACAAACCAGAAGUAACCAAAGUUCUUUUUGAUGUCACGAUUACGCACGGUAACAUUAUGAUGUCACCGCAGGCAUCUCAUUCACUAGGCGCAUUCUUAUCCGAGGAUGGUAAGAACUUUGGUCAAGUCGAUAAUUUCACUAUCAAUGGGACGUAUCAGUAUUACUCUUUUGUCGAUCCGAGUCACGUAGAAUCGGUUUCUUUGAACAUGAAGGGGAAAAAGGUUAAUUUCAAACUCUUUGGUUUUGUGAUUCGGUACUUUAUGAUAAUCCUUGAGAAUUACGCCGGAGAUUAUAUUAAUUUUGUGACGUUGGAAGAGUAUGCAAGAGAAAGAUCAUCUCCCGUAGCCACUCGACGAAUGCCAUCAAAGCCUCCCGCAGAUCUUUUUGAAGUCUAUUUGGUCUUAGUUAUUGAAGAUGGUUCUUUGUCGCUUCCGGAAAAUUUGUAUACUGCCGAGAAUUGUUCGACUAUUCAAUUUCAUGAAUUGCAGCUCGAAUUGAGAAAUCUUGAUCUCUACUUGGAUAUGGAUAUCACUGUUAGCCCUCUCACAAUAACAUUGGAUCAGGAUGAUGUUGCAAGAAAACAUUCGAGGUCGAGGCUGCACAAUAAUUAUUUGUUUUUAGACGGUCUUAAUAUUUACGCCCAUCGCUUGUAUGGACCGCAGCCGAAGACAGCUGCUUAUGUUUGUAAUUGGGAUAUUAAUCUCGGCACAAUUUCAGGGCAGUUGAGGCCACCGUUUUUGUUAAGCCUUUCCUUCUUUGCGAGGGCAUUUGCCUAUCAUCUUGUCGAUGAAGAAAGUGCUUUACCCGCAGAUUUUGCUAAUGCAGACGUCACGUUUCUGAACGUGAAAGUCAAGGCUGUUGACGUAUCUAUUCAGUGUCGUGAUAGUUGUUCGCAAAUUCUGUUGAGCGAAGGGAUUUGCGCCCAAUAUGAUAACCUAGCAAGCGAGAAGUACUUGCAAAGAGUAAUAUUAAAAAUACCAGAACUAUCCAUCAAAAGUUUGGCAAUGGUUGCAACUCCAGGAUCACCAGUCGAUGCCGAGUUUGAUGCGGAGGAUUACCCCUGGGUUGAAGUUGCAAACUUCGAGACCGCUUUUGACGUGACUUUACUCCGAACAGAAUCUGGAUGGCGUCAGCGUUUUGAUUCCCAACAAGCUUUCGUAAAGGAUCAAGAUAACGAGACGUUGCGCGUGCCGUUUCUUUAUGAGUACGAAGGUGACCUAAGAUCGACAAAAAUCAAUAAUGAUAUCGUCUACGCACCUCCGAUGCCACCUCCUAUAUCAGACGAUAGUGGUCCCCCACGUUAUAGAAAUGAUGAUUUAUCCUCUGACAUACCGGCCGCAGAAAACCGUAAAAAUGUUGGGUUUGGUACAAGAUAUGGCCUUUUCGAUGAAACGGAUGACUUGGUCGAGAAUACCGAUAACGAAGGUUUUAAAACUGAUAAUGAUAGCGUGACCGGAUCUGCCGUCAGUAUUUCAAACACGUCUUUUGUAACCGCUUCUGAUGGUGAUACAACGGAUGAAGAAUUUGACUCAAGUAAUAGUGAAUCCAGCGACGACACGUUUACUGCGGGAAGACAUGAAACAGAAUUCUACGUUGACACAAUGAAUUAUGAAAGCAAUUUUCCUCGUCGUGCACGCUUUGGUCAUCAAAUUGAAAAAGUAGUAUCUCAGUCAGAACCAAUAUCCAUUCCAUAUGGGCGUUACCUGAGACGCUACAAGCACAAAUCCAACGCGCCGCAGUUUACGAGCUCCUUCUUACGACCUUCUCGGUCAUGUUUUCAGCCUGCUCGGAAAAGGGAAAACUCCUCUAUUGGAGAGACGGACAGUCCAAGCUAUACGUCAUCGACAUUUUUUAAAAUGAAGAAUGAAGAAGCCAUCGAACCAUCUAUCGAGAACGAUAGCGAAACUUUAGUGACUAUAAUUUUCGAAGCCACUAAGUCGAUUAACGUAUUAUUGACACCAAUUUUCCUCAGAAUCAUUCAGGAGAUGUUAGAGGCUAUCAGCAACGAAAACUGGAACAUGGAAGCCAUGCUCGAUGCUAUGCAAACAGAUUAUAUUAGCAAGUUGAAUAAUGUUACUUUGUUCGAAUAUGACACAGCUAGAUUGGUCGCCAGUAUUCCCAAAAUCCACUUGCAUUUUAUACAAGACGUCCUUCUUCCCGACGAUUUAACAAAAGUUAUCGACGAAAAUUCAAGUAUAAGAACAAGAUAUGAUCUUACAGACACUAUACUCUGCACGGCUGAUUUAGUAUUAGAACGGACGCUGUUUACUGGACUUGUAAAAUUCAAAGAUGCAAAGUUUGACAAAAAUGCAGCCAAGAAUGCGGAGCCUGAUUGGCAUUUGAAUGAACUAAGAACGAAUCUGGAGUUGGAUGCAUUAAAAGUUAACGUCAGAUUUGUGACCGCCACCAAGUCCGUCGGAGUCUUUGGGAUACCGGAAGACAUGCAUGGAUUUAGCGAUGUAGCUUUUGAUGUUGAUGUGUUGGAUGACGAUCCGGUAGUAUUGCAUGUUUCUUUAAGACGACUGAAGAUAAAUUUGUCCGGUUUGAUACAACCAAACGAAUUCGUUUUUAACAUGGAAAAUCUUAUAGCGAUUUCUGUGGCUCAAUCAGCAGAAAUAUUUACGGGAGCAGUUUAUUCUUGGUUAGUUUUUAUAGAUGAUAUUGCAAAAAUAUCGAGUGAUUUUUUGAAACGAAGAAAAAGGCAAUUGCAAGUACUAGUGUCGCAGAUAGCAUCUUUUUCUAAUAAGGCUAGAAUCGAGAGUGAUCCAUCGCACUUGACGCGACCAUCUCAUUUAUUGCGGCUGAAGGUAAAGACUUUUAAAAACGAUGAUGGUUGGAAAAUAUUAGGGCGGUUACGUCAUUGCAAAAGGGAAAUGGAAAAGUCAACCGAAACAAUGAACAAAGUCAAAGACCUGCUUACUUGCAAGGAACUGCACAUGAAUGACUCGAAUGCAAUGUAUGUUACGGCAGUAAAUGCCUUUUCUACAUGGCGACAUUGGGAAAUAGGGGAUCUUUCAAAGAGUCAAUUUUUUACCAAAGUGUUUGAUCGACCACACUCCACUGAUUUACCUGCACGCACAGUUAACAUUCCGCAUUUGAUUGCCUCCUCAACUAAUAUUGGAAAGCUUUACAUUGGCUUGAUAUCUUUCUCUGUUUUGGAAGAAAACCGUGAGAAUUCGGUGAAAGUUGGACCGCUUGGGAUCGAUGCCGAAAGCAGUUAUCGUUCUGGUCUUCCGAUAGUUGAAGCUAUGCAGGAGCCGCCUCUUUCUCCUUUCAGGUUUGGCAACGUUGAUUCUGGUAAAAACAUAAUGACAGCCUUAGAAGGUUAUGUAGAUGUUGUGCUGAGAGUCCAUUUGAACCAAGUUGCUGUAGAUGUCAAUCCGGAUAUGUUGGCAUUUGCCAAACAUUGGCUCAGAGUACAGCGCGUGUUUGCAACAAGACGGGAUACGAUGUCUGCUGAAAUCCAAUUUAGCAGAACUGAUGUGGCUGCUGGAAGUUCCAAAAAUGUGGGUCAUAAGUCAACUUCAACGAUUACCAGUCUGCAAGAGAUUAAAACUGUAAAAUAUAAAGAAAAAAUAUCGAAUACUGAUAAAAAAAAAGCAACUAAAUUUAAUUUAUGGGCACGUCUUGAGGUUGUUGCUCACGCAUUGGUAUUUAUUGAAACAGUUGUACUAUCUGCAUCAGCACAACAAUUACUUGGCAGAGCACAAUUCUCUAGCAUCAAUAUUUCAGCACUGUUGCAUAGUCCCCAAGCUAUGCAACUAAUAGAGAAGCUUGAAAUUGAAAAUUCCUCAGUUGGUCAUAGUUCAGUAAAAGCUGGGUCUCGUGGGAGUGGUCGAUCAUCACAUAAACUGAAAUUUUCAGCGGCUGCCGGUAUAAGGAAAGCAAUAAUGACAAUUAAAGAACUAAACUCUUCAUCACAAAAACAAGUGACAUUAUUGUCAGUGAAGGUAUCGAAAGUGUGUGCCAAUGUCACACUCAGUAAGCUGACUUCCCCACGAAAUCGUACUAAAGGCGACAUCGAAAGGAAACUCUUGAACACAUUUGUUGGUGUAAAGAAAGUUUCUGUAGAACUGCCAGAGUCUUUGUUGAAAUUGUUUAAAUUUGUUGAACAAUGGCAGGAGGAAAAUCUUCCCCAGUAUGACUUUUUGUUCAAGAGAUUGAUGGAUGAGUGGGAAGUGCAACGCAAGAAGUCAUCUAGGGAUGUCAUGUCUAUUGAUUUGCUUGAAAAGGCCUCAGCCAAAGAGAAAUACCCGCUUGAAAUCAAGUUUCAAUUUUUGCUUGAAGGGCUUUCGUUUGUUUCUAAUUUGCUUCCUUCGCUCCAGUUGAAGUACUAUGCUUAUAAUUUCAUGGCCAUGUCACAGAAAGGAAGCACUACUAAAGGAAGUAUAAUUGCACGCUGUCUCGGACAACUAAAAAAACAAGAGAUUCAUUUCGUCACUAGGCAGUCGCAAAAGGGCAAGAAACCAAUAAUAGAGACCGCAAACAAUAGUAGAGAUGAAUAUAAGCAAGAAGCUGCAUUUUCAAUCCCGGCUAUCAGAGCAACUGGAAGCAUGAGACCGCGUGCGAAUAAGAAAGUUACUUCCUUGAGAAAAGGCAACGCGCUGGUCCAGCAGAAAUAUUCGCAGCUAGAAUCUUCAUUAACGUUGGAUUCCGUUAAGCUGGGCCUCAAUGUCAACAUAAUCGAUCAUCUUCUCACUACUCAGUCUUUGCUUAGUAGUGAGCUGAACGAUGCUUUAGAUUUAUUUAUUUUUUCAUCGAACAAAUACAAAGAAAGAAGUGCCUCUCAUAGAAGUUCGAGUUCGAGUUCCGUGCCGGAACCAACAACAGGAGAUUGUGAGAACAAAUUGAUAUAUACAGUCAGGAUUGCACUCCGCGGACUAAGAAUAGCAGCGGCGAGUCCGACGGCUGUCAUGUUUUUUGAAACCAAUGUUCUCAAUGGUCUAAUUACCAAUGAUUCUAUGAUAUCCGGAGCGAAAAAGACAGAUCAACCCGGAUGGAAGUUUUCUGCACGAGAAUUUACGUUGUCUCUCAAUCCAAAUACCGGUUUUAUGGAUCAAGCGUCCGCUGAUGAGGAUAUUCGCAAAUAUUCAAUCGCCUAUAUAUUAAUUGACCUAGCACUGCAGAAUUUUAGAGAUAAGAGAACAACAGACGUGUCUAAAAGCGUGAUGCCUGAGGAAAUCGAUGUACUCGAGUCUUAUUUUUUAAAAUUAUCAAAAGUGCAUGCUGUGAUGCAGCCACUAGCACUUGGAAGACUCAUGGAUUUAUAUGUUUACUAUAGCAGCCAAUUGGAUAGACGAAAAGAAUUGAAGGCAUCUGAUAUUAACGAUUUGGCCAACAAUACGCGUAAGAUUAUCAACUCAUUCAAUGUUGACCUACCUAAAUACAAGAAAACGAGUAAAUCAUUAUUAGAUGAGAAGAUUCUGUCUCUUGAGAUUACUCAAUUUGCAGUCGCGUUACCAUUAGAUUUACGCGAAGAAAUGAUUUUAACUGGUCAAAAUAAUGGGGAAAUAUCCUUACCAAAAACACCUGCGUUAUUAUUUUCUGCUUCCUCAAUGAAUUUCAUCACUAGACAAUGGAAAUCUGCUUGUGCUUCGAUUAAGAACUUGUCUCUUCAGUUUGUCAAUCAGUUUAAUUCAAGUGUCGAAGAUCCAUUCUCAUCUGCAAGUAAUGAGAAAAUGAAUAGGGUUAACUAUCCAGAGAUAUACUGUAAAGUUCAUGCGACGGGCACGAAAAACAACAAGUUGAUUAGUGUGGACUCCCGUGUUGAAGGUUUUAACAUACAUAUUAGUGGAGAUAUUGUCAAUUAUAUUAAUUCACUUAAUGAAAUUUAUGCGACCAGCCGAGAACGAUUUGAGACAUUUGCAGCUGAAGCGAAUAUUGGGUCACAACUUCACUUACAGUCGAAAUCUAAAUCGACCUUAACAAAUGUUGUUGAAGAAUCGUCUAUUGCCAUCAAUUUUGAAGUACAGGUAGCAUUUGCAGCCAAAAGUGGGGUUAUGAAACUUUACCCAAAGAAUUUCCUUGAGCAUCAGCAGGCGAAAAGAUCGAGCAAGGGUUCUAGUAAAAGGCAUUCUGUACGCUCAGCAAGAACUAAUAGCGUAAUGCAUCUUCAGCACAGUGUUUCCAAUUACGAUAUCUAUUCAUUAGAUGACACUUCCAAACUGGAAGAAAGCGGAAUAGAUUCUAUUACAAUACCUGGACUAAGCUUGAAUACGACGUAUAGGACUGUGCUGGGUGAAAUGGUUUCUUCUUCGGCCCAACGGGUAGCUAAGCGUGCACAUAUCGAACUUAUUGUUCACCCAAGCGAGAACAUUUUCCUCCCUUCUUUGGUACCGUUUAUUAAAGAUAUAAUCAAUGGAUUAAAAAUAGGUGUUCAACGAUCGAGUGACAAGAAAGCGACAGCAGUGGAAAAGAGUGAAUCUCCAAUAUAUGGAAUAGACUUUACUUUUUAUUUUAAGCUCUCUCGUACGAGAUUUGAGCUAAGUUGCAGGCCGACAAGUGUUUCCUGUAUCGUUAUUUGGGAAGAAGGUAAUUUCCUUGUUUCUUCCAAUAGUAGUAACAGUGGACAAAGUCUUACUCUCAUAGGGAAGAUAAGAGGAGCGUCUGGCAAAGUUCGACAUGUAUUAUCUCCAGACGAUGAUAACAGCGCGAGCGCUGAAACGAAAGAUAUUUCUUUCAACGCGACAUUGAUGAGUCGGCGAACUGAUACUAUUAGUGAUGAUUCGAUAUCUAUCAUUGCUGACAUGCCUCACAUAACUGCCGGGCUUAAUAUCAGGCUGUUGCAGGAGUUAUUAAUACUGAAAGCCAUCUGGUUGGAUCAAGCUACCAAACUAUAUGAAGAAAGUAUGCAGGGUGAUGUGUCAAGGGACGUCCCCAGAAAUUACUCUCGGGCGGCUAGUUCUGUGAAUACUGAAGCAAAAGCAAAGCCAUAUUCCGUCUAUGUUAUGCUUCGUUUGCAAGAACUUGAUUUAUCAAGCGAUUUAGGACAAGCAAUCGGACAAGUUCGGUUCAAUACCAAAAAUAUCAGAGUGAAAACAAAGCAUGUCCCUAAUGCUAUAAAAAGUGCAAUGGUCUCAACAAACCUACUUGAUAUUGUAGCCGAUGGUCGCCUCAAAGGAUUUGCCCGCAUGACUGGACUUAAUCUAUUCACUCUGCUGCAACGGCCUCCUACUUCACAAAUUGAUGUUAGAACUUCAGUUAGUAAGUUUCUGUUUAAAACCGAGCAGAUACAGUCGUCAUUAGAAUACGAAUAUCAAAAGAUUCUUGUUGCUGAGAUUGAUCCUAUGGAAUUAACGGUUAAGGACCAAUGGGGUGGCGUGAAUGAAAACCGAAUAUCGACGUUAGUCCAUACUCAAGUCGUUACUACCAAAGUGCAGGCAUUGGCGUCAAUCAGGACAAUUCCAGUGUUUAUCAAUAUGGGCGAUAAAUUAAUAGCAUUGAUUGAAGGGAAACGAUUAUCAGUAGCUAACAUGACAAAUAAGCUAGUUUCACCAUCAUCAUCAGGGACUACUGAACACGUUGAAGCAGGUUCUUAUACAAAUGACUCGGCAAGUGCGUUGCAACAAGUAUUGAAAGAUUUAAUUAUUGAUGAAAUACCAAUUACUUUGAUUGGAAAGAUAACACUUAACAUCGGACUGAUACAUAUCACAGUCUUCCCCAACCACUUCACUGAUGUUGAUUGUGUUCAGGCUAAAUCGGAUGGAUUAGUAUUGAAUUUAAAGAGAAAUGCCGGAAACUCUACUACGCUGCAUCGAGACCUAGAUAUGCAAUUGAAUAAUUUAUCACUAACGAAAGGCAUAUGCAAGAAAUUUGUUCAUAAAGGCGGGUCGACUCGAACGAUACAAGAAUGGUUUGAUCAUGCGGCUAUCCAAUCGGCAAAGAACAUAUUCUCACUCCCCCGCACUCAUUUAAUGAUGGAGACGUGGACACCAAUGGCGUCGGAUAAUAAUAUUGUGAACCAUAAAUUUGUAACAGACUUCGGCGGUAAAGUAGAUAUCGCGUUAAAUUUCGGACUUAUUCUUUAUCUCCAAGAACUUGGCGUACUUUAUAAGGAACAACUCCGAAGACUUGCGCUAGGAACUAGCGACCAGCUGAGGUCACCCACGUUUGCUGACACCAAGUCGAAGUUGCAAGUAGAAACUGGAGAUGCUACAAAUGCUGAGUCUAGUAGUAAAGCAUCGAAAUCGAGUACAGCCGAACCUGAGAAAACCAAGAAGGAAAAGAAAACUAUCCAAUAUGAACCCGUUGAGCAAGUUAAACUGGAACCACAGUUGAGAAUAAUGGGCGAUGCUACUCCUCCGUUAGAAUGGGCUGGAUUGCAGAGAGCGAAAGUACCUGGGUUUGUGCAUACAACUGUUACAUUGAAUUUAGACGAAGUUUUGUCUUUAGUGGAUAAUGUUUACCGACAGGAACUACAGGGGUUUUUGUCAAAAUAA